GCAGCGGAGGCGAGGGGCGGGGCCGGGUCCGGAGCUGGGCCGGGGCGUGUGGUCGGGGCGGCCCAUGCGUCGCUGCCCCGGGCGCCGCAGCGCGGCGGGCGGCGUCAAUGGACCGGCGGCCCAGCUGCACCUUCGUGUGGCUGCAGCUGGAGCUGUGCGCCAUGGCCGUGUUGCUGACCCGAGGUGAAAUUAGAUGCUACUGUGAUGCUGCACACUGUGUUGCAACUGGCUAUAUGUGCAAAUCUGAGCUCAAUGCCUGCUUCUCCAGACUGCUUGACCCUCAGAACAGCAAUUCACCACUUACUCAUGGCUGCUUGGACUCUCUUGCAAGUACAGCAGACAUAUGCCAAACUAAACAGGCACAAAACCACUCUGGCACCACCAUGCCUACGUUGGAAUGCUGUCAUGAAGAUAUGUGCAAUUAUAGAGGACUGCAUGAUGUCCUGACUCCUCCCAAGGGUGAGACUUCAGGACAAGGAAGCAGAUAUCAAUAUGACAACAGCAGAAAUCUUAUCACCAAGGUUCAGGAGUUGACCUCUUCAAAAGAAUUAUGGUUCAGGGCAGCCGUAAUUGCAGUUCCUAUAGCUGGCGGGCUGAUCUUGGUGCUGCUUAUCAUGCUGGCUUUGCGGAUGCUCAGGAGUGAAAACAAGAGACUGCAAGAUCAGCGGCAGCAAAUGCUCUCCCGUUUGCACUACAGUUUCCACGGACAUCAUUCGAAAAAAGGGCAGGUGGCAAAGCUAGACUUGGAAUGCAUGGUGCCCGUAACUGGUCAUGAGAACUGCUGCAUGACCUGUGAUAAAAUGAGACAGACAGACCUCAGCAAUGAUAAAAUUCUUUCACUGGUCCACUGGGGAAUGUACAGCGGACAUGGAAAGCUGGAAUUUGUAUGACCAAUUUUUUUUCUUUCUUUUUUUUUUUUUUCUAAUCUGAGCUAACCUUACUGUGGGCCUUACUCUGGAAGGCCUUUGGGUUCUGCUGGACAGGAGCACUUUAUCUUAAAAAUGAAAACACUUAUUAAUCAUCUUUGAGAAACAAAGGACCUCUGAAAACAGAAUCUUGGAUAUUUCUUCUGAAGGAUUCCAAAAGUUGUCUUAUUUGCACAGAGUAAAAUACACUCAAAUGUAUUGUUUGCUUUAAAGUUAUGAAAGCAAAAAUUAGAAGUUGUAAACACUGUCACCAGGGUUAUCUGAGCUGUAGGGAGCUGAGAACUGAGUUAUAAUAAUAAACUGUAUGCAAGCUCCUAUGUUUCCUGACUUAUUGUAAAGAAUUUUUAAAUAUAUAUAUUUUGUCUGAAAA
This is a messenger RNA of Alligator mississippiensis (American alligator), 1296 nucleotides long. RefSeq names its product BMP and activin membrane bound inhibitor (gene BAMBI). Bases 108 to 890 code for a protein of 260 amino acids. Gene Ontology annotation, molecular function: frizzled binding. The record is from RefSeq and is a predicted model, not a curated record. Lineage: Eukaryota; Metazoa; Chordata; Crocodylia; Alligatoridae. The transcript has 3 exons. Gene Ontology annotation, biological process: negative regulation of transforming growth factor beta receptor signaling pathway; transforming growth factor beta receptor signaling pathway; positive regulation of canonical Wnt signaling pathway.